Molecule: messenger RNA, 1572 nt
Organism: Menidia menidia (Atlantic silverside)
Lineage: Eukaryota; Metazoa; Chordata; Actinopteri; Atheriniformes; Atherinopsidae
Source: the annotation of a GenBank genome assembly
AUGGCGAACGUCGUGCUGGAGUUCAAGACGUCCGCCGGUGACUCGGAGCCUCAGAGUCGCCCUGUCCUGAUUAUCGGCCAGCAGACCAACCUGCAGCAAGUCAGCUGGAGCCAGAUCAAAGGAAAACUUCAGCCAGUCGUCAGCAAAGAGAUCUGGCAGGCAGCUCUGAGUGCUUUGAACCCAAACCCCACAGACAGUUGCCCGCUGUACCUCAACCUCGCUGCAGUAGCUGCCCUUCCUUCACGCGUCAGCAGGCACAACAGCCCAUCUUCUGCUCACUUUGUGUCCCGUCUGGUUCGUUCCUGCCUUCCUGGAGGGAGCAACCGCUGCAUUGUGGUGGUGUGUGAGCGUCCAGAUGUGUUUGCCUCCGCCUGUGCCAUCUCCAGGGCCUUCCCCAUCUUCUCUCGCCGCUCCUCAUCCUCCCGCAGGACUGAGAAGAAGCAUGUGACGGUAGAGUUUGUGAUCGUUGGGCAUGACAGCAAUCCCCUGGAUGCCGCCGAACUUGAGUGUCUCUCCAACGCUGCCGACAGUGUGCGUCUGGCAGCUCGCAUUGUGGACACGCCAUGCAAUGAGAUGAACACAGACCACUUCCUUGGUGAAAUAAAGGCUGUUGGAGCUGAGCUUGGAAUCACUCCAGUCAUCAUUCGUGGGGAGGAGCUGAAACAGAAAGGCUUCGGAGGUAUUUAUGGAGUUGGGAAAGCAGCUGAACAUCCUCCUGCAUUGGCAGUGUUGAGCCACACUCCUGAUGGGGCAACCCAAACCAUUGCAUGGGUGGGCAAGGGCAUUGUGUAUGACACUGGUGGACUCAGCAUCAAAGGAAAGACCACCAUGCCUGGGAUGAAGAGAGACUGUGGUGGAGCUGCUGCCAUUCUGGGAGGUUUUAAGGCCACCAUUAAGCAGGGCUUUAAGGAUAACCUCCAUGCAGUGUUUUGCCUCGCUGAGAACUCAGUUGGACCCACAGCCACUCGGCCUGAUGACAUCCACACUCUCUACUCUGGAAAGACGGUGGAGAUCAACAACACCGAUGCAGAGGGCAGGCUGGUGCUCGCGGAUGGAGUGGUGUACGCCUGCAAAGACCUGUCCGCUGAUAUUAUCCUGGAUAUGGCCACACUGACAGGAGCGCAGGGAAUCUCCACAGGGAAGUACCACGCUGCUGUGAUGACCAAUAGUGAGCAGUGGGAGGCUGCGUGUGUGCGUGCCGGCCGCAGCAGUGGCGAUAUGGCCCACCCCCUGGUUUACUGCCCUGAGCUGCACUUCAGCGAGUUCAGCUCGGCCAUGGCAGACAUGAAGAACUCUGUGGCUGACCGAGAGAACGCCCAGAGUUCCUGUGCUGGCCUCUUCAUUGGUUCCCACUUGGGCUUUGAUUGGCCUGGUGUCUGGGUCCAUGUUGACAUUGCUUCUCCUGUUCAUGCAGGCGAGCGGGCCACAGGGUUUGGCGUCGCUCUGCUCAUGGCCCUGUUUGGUCAGGCAUCAGAUGACUCCAUGCUGAACCAGGUGUCUCCUCUGGGCGUGCCCGCCAACAAGUCUGAAGACCAGAUGGAGCGGGACUGCAAAAGGCGAAGACUGGUGUAG